GUUUUGUACCUUGAGCGGAGGGAAUAUUAAAUAGAUGACAAUGGAGCGGCGAAUCGCUGGCGUAAUCUACAUAUUGAUCACUUUCGCCCUUGUUAAUGAAAUGUCAAUAAACGUAUACGCCAGGGACAACAACAACAAAAGGCGCACCAAAGAGAAGAGCGGGGGCUUCCAAAAGAAUAUUUGCGAUAUCACAGACAGAGACUCAAAAGUUCACUGCUACUGCGAAAAUACUAGAGAGCCCAGGAAUGCGACUAAAGCGGAAUGUUGGGUGUUCAACGGCGGAAUACCGCGCGACGACCUCAUCUGGCAGAGUUUUGCGUCCCAACCAAUUUUGCAAACUUUGUCUUUUAACGUCCGAGUCGAUGGCGCUCUAGGCUAUAUACCUACAAAGGCACUGUUCUAUUUACAACGCUUGAAGUCAAUCAAUAUAAAGUACGGCAACAUCGUCGAUGUUACACCAUUCUCUUUCGCAAACUUAACUAAUCUUAAAGAAGUAAUCUUGUCUCAAAACCAAAUCGAAAAUUUACACCAAUACUCUUUCGCUCAUCUGCCCAACAUUACAACUCUCAACUUAGAAGAAAAUAUGAUCAUAGAUAUCGAUGCCGAAGCUUUUUAUGAUUUGCCAAAACUUCAGAAGCUGGUGUUUACCAAGAAUAAUAUAUCGACGAUCAGAAACGGCACUUUCCAGCACACGUUCAAUUUACUGGAAUUGGAUUUGAAUAAAAACAACAUUUACUAUUUGAACCGCCGGACAUUCGAUGGAUUGGCGAAUCUGAGAAAGUUGGAUCUGAGAAAGAACCGAAUACAGAAUUUGACAGAAUUCACGUUUGCAGAGUUGUGGAAUUUACAAGAAUUGUUAUUGGGCAAGAAUGAUUUGCGGUACAUAUCGGAGAGAGCGUUCGACGGAUUGUCUCAACUUCGGAAGUUGUCCCUGGAUGACAAUAAACUGGCGUCGCUGCCGUCGGGGCUGUUCGAGGGGGUGAGGGGGCUAAGCUCCCUGGACUUGCGCUCCAACGAGCUGCACGCGUUAACUUUCGACAAUAUCAAGCCUAUAUUGGACAACUUGAAACCACAGAACAGCAAUCUACUACUCGAAGAGAACAACUUCGUAUGCGACUGCAGAUUAAAAUGGAUGCAUUCUCUGCGAAACGAGACAAAAAGUCAAAACACAAAGGAGUCCCUCGACGGCGUAACGUGCAAAAUGGAUCCUCCCAUAGUGAGCUCCGCUUACAACAAAAUGCCUGACGCCAUGGACAACAAACUGGAUUACAAUCAAGACAUACUGCACGCUGGUCUCACCAUCGAAACGUUGAACGAUAAAAUGAAUGUAACGGAAAAGAAAACGCUACCAGGCGACCUAUCUAAAGACGACGGUAAUGAAAUAUCCAAAAAGGGUGUUAAAAGGACUGUUUUGAAAAUCCCAGCAGAAACCCUUCCGUGCCCUAGGGAAGUAAUAAAAACAACAGAGAUACCACCUUAUAUUGUAGAUCCUGUGAUACCAAUACAGAAUGAAAUGAAAACAUACAGAUUCCACGAAAUGAAUUCCGGUUAUAACAAUUUGAGGUCUAGUUUUAGCUUUGUAGUAUUAUGGAGCAUUUGUUUUAGAUUUUUCUUUACUUAAGUAAGUGAAGUAUUUAGUCGUUAAAGUAAGUGAGAUACAGACUAUUAAGCCGGCGAUUGAUGGCUGCGCACGGGUAUAAUGACUAACACUUUACUAAGACCUGUAUGAAAUAAACAAGGGAGAUUUACGACGAAUAGAAACGUAAUCUAUUAUGAUGUUGAACAACAUUGGAGCAGGAAAAACAAAGGUGAGUGACGUUGUUUGAAAAACAGGGUCAAUUUAUUUGGGAUACGUAUGUGUAAUGAAAUUAUAAAAUCGACUAUUGAAAUAAAUUGCUGUGUAAAUAAAAUUAAACAAGUAAUUUUAUGUACUGGAAGUUUUUCAUCAUCUUCAUAAGAAUUAAUAAAUUGCACUUGAUUAACAGUUACAUUUUGAUACAGCAAAAAAAAGAACACUAAAUAGGUUCUAGAGUAGCAUGAAUUACAUGACAGAGUUAAUGUUAUAUCUUAAACAAUAGACGAUCGUAUACAUAUUGUAUUCAAAGUAGCUUAACCUUAAAUGAAUAGCCUUUUCACUGCCGAAUGUAAGUAAAAAAAAAAACAAAAAAGAGGAAAAAAAUGCUUGAGAGCAGACUAUUCUAGAAACAGAACAAAAGAAUAAAGAAUUUGAAAUAGUCUAUCCGUCUGCAGCAAUCAAAAGCCACAAGUACUAAAUAGGCCACGAUUUCAUUGCAGAUUUAAUUUCUAUGAGCACACAGUAUUUACGCAAAAAAACGUGAUUAUCCAUAUGAAUGUUGUAAAUUAUAAUAAUAAUGUUAAGUAGAUGUAAUGUAUAAAGCUCUGUUUUAACGCACUCGAAUUUUCACUCAUUAAAAGUUGUUUUAAGGAUAAGAGGUGCGAACAUGUUUGAAUUUCUAAUCUUCGAGUUAAUGUGUUUCCAGAAAAUAUUUUCGAGGUUAUAUUUAAAUGAUGAGCGAAUUCGUUCUUCAAUAUUUACCGUUUGAUGUUUAAAUUCAGUCAUGUAUAAUAAUUAACACAAUCAUUAUGUUUUAUCUCCAUAAAUCUAUGUUUUGCGUUGAAAAUUAUCAAAAAAAAUUACUAUCUGACCUCCUCAACCCAGAUUGUAUAUAGAAAAAGGUUCUCUAAUACCUAGUUAACAAAUAUUGUCAAUUUAUUACCAUCAUAGACAUGAUAAAUUUAAGCGUUUGUAAUUUAAAAUGACACAUUUUACAUCAAAAGAAUAAAAAAAAAACAGUAAAAUAAUUUGCUCAAGUUUUCAAUUUGAAUCCGACGGCAUAUCAAAUACGAAAUCCAUCUCACUUAAUUUAAACAAAUUCAAUGUAAUUGUUCUUUAUCUAAAUUAAUAUGCCUCAAAUGAGAUUUCAAACUAAAGUUAUUACUUUGAGAUCUCAAGGGACUAGCACUAAUAAACCGAGGGCUUGUCCCAGACGUUUGCAAUAAAUCUUUAAGCUGAAAUAUUUAUUACCUAUUUGUCAAAAUUAGGUUCUUACAUCUGAACGUUUUAAAUUACUACGUAUUAUCCAAUAUCUAUAUUGCUAAGUUCGGAAUGGAGUACUCAAAAAUUUCUCUAAAAGUAGGAGUCAGAAUUUUGAGCUUUCAAUUCCAAAAUAAGGAUUAAAAUAAUAAAUUUUAAUAUUUUACCAACUAUUCGGUGUCAUAAUAUGUCGUCAGGUCAUAGGCGGAUUUGAAGAAUAUCUGACACUAGGGCUUGUCAGGUGAUUAAAAUCUGUAAGAAGAAGAAAAUUUACGUUUCUGACAAAAUUUCUAGCUUAUACAAACGCUAAUACAUACGUCAUGUUUAUAUUCAAUGCAUAAUGUCGUUGACUUAGCAACUAAAGGAAUUUGAUAAUGUGACUGCAGCCUAACUUAGUAUUAAUUCUAUUAUCGCAGUCUAAGCUCCGCUUCAACUAACAUAAUAGUAUUAUGGAAUUACCUAAGUUCUGUGUGCGGAACACCGAAACGGAACAUACAGAUCGAUAUUCGAUUUUGAUCCUUACUAUCAUAGGUACAGGAAUGCAAUUGCAAGUCAAUUAAUAUUGAAUUGCCAUUUUCUAAUAUCAUGGUGGUUCGAAGGUCAGAGAGCUUGCUAUUACGCAAAUAAGUGUGUAAAAUCUUGAAUUGACAAUUACAAAGAGUAUAAACAUUCUUGAAAAACUACGUUUGCUAAAAUAAGUAAAAACUCGUGAAAAAACAGUUUUGAUGCCUGCCUGAAGCUUGUCAAAUAUAUUUUAAAAAUUCGACUUUCCAAGUCGGUUAAAAAAUUACAUACAUUUGAAUUGAGAACGUUUUUGGCAAGUGGUAUAAAGAUCUCUAACAAAUAUUUGUACAGACUAUUAUCUUGUAAGGAAACGGCUAUUGACACAAUUGCACUAACAAUAAAUUCUUUGCGGUCAUUCACAGACCAUUAUACGACUAGAAGCGGCUACGUUUCGCAUUUUGCAUACAUCUGUAUUAUCCUUGGUACAUUUAACGCAUCGCGUGGUGGAACUGCUAUAUUGGUUUGGUCGCUUCCAGUGCAAGUUGGUUUACGUUAAAACUAAUUCUAUGUAACAGAACUCCAAAAUGAUAUGGUGUAGUUGGAAUUUUAAUGGCAGAUCUUGCGAAAAAUGAAGGACGUUUGAUAGGGAACCUUAUAAUGAAAUACCAAAAAGAAAAUGCAGAAAAAAAUACAUUUCAUAAAAAUAUACGAUAAAAGUCAUUCCGAAAGCAAAAUGGCUGAGUAAGAUAAUGAAGGGAAACAUCAUGGCUUUAUAAUCCCAUAUCUAAAUUAAGGUUUUAAUUUACUGUUAUUUUACUAUCAUGGACUAUUGCAGAGUGUCUUAAGGGUAGCGAGGGCGAGAGGAAGAAAGACAACUCUAUACAAAAAUGUACGUGAGGAAAAGAGGGGUAGAUCCCGAUGCAAAAGGCAAAUUGGUUUUAUGCCCCAAAUAAAACAAAAGUCCCCUUACUAGUGAUUAAAUUUUAGUACUGGCUUUAGGUUCUUUUAUAUCGGAUUAGUGUAGAGGAAAAAAUAAGAAGCGAACAAAUAGUAAUUAGGGUAUCUGCUGUAAAAGGGAGUUGGAGUGAUUUUCUUAUUUUCUUUUAUGGGUUUUCGUAAUAUUGCAAAGAUUUUCUUUUUGGAUAUGUUAGCAGCUGCUUUGUUUUGUAACGAUGUUCACAAAAUAGAUUAGAUGAGGAUGUAAAUUUUAAUUUUGGUUGUAAUAUAAUUAUUACGUGUAAUUCCUAUCUCAUCUAUGAAAAUAUUAUAAUUCGACGCAGUUACAUAAAACAUUGCUUUAAAUACAUCAUAACGACGACUUUUCUUUCUAUGACAUUUUUUUUUCAUUUUUUAUUACGAAAUCUGUAAAUUGUCUAGUUGAUCAUGUCGAAUUAUAUAGGUACCUAACUAGAUUAAAAUACCUAACUGUUUAUUUAUAUCCAAUGUACCUAUUAUUAAUUAAUCUUAAAUAUUGUUUACGUAUUAACUUAUAUCUCCAAAGCAGCAGUUUUAGACCCCUAAUUUGAGUUAUAGCGUGGGUUUUGAACUCAAACUGACUUUGCUCUUAAACCGACACACAUAUGGGUUAAAACGUAAACAUUCAUAAAUAUUUAUAACAUGUUCGCACCCCUAAUAUCCUAAAAUCUCAUGUACGUUCAUCUAUUGUGUAUAACGUUGUAUAAAGUAUUUUGACAAAGCAUUUUUUGUAUGAAUAAAUAAUAAUGGUGUAAAUUUUUUUUAAA
This is a messenger RNA of Helicoverpa zea (corn earworm), 5301 nucleotides long. It is a transcript of the gene Con, whose product is annotated as connectin-like. The record is from RefSeq and is a predicted model, not a curated record. The transcript is spliced from 3 exons. Lineage: Eukaryota; Metazoa; Arthropoda; Insecta; Lepidoptera; Noctuidae. Gene Ontology annotation, molecular function: protein binding. The coding region runs from base 35 to 1621 and encodes 528 amino acids.